This is a messenger RNA of Gavialis gangeticus (Gharial), 1887 nucleotides long. RefSeq names its product glucocorticoid modulatory element binding protein 1 (gene GMEB1). The record is from RefSeq and is a predicted model, not a curated record. The transcript is spliced from 9 exons. Bases 26 to 1750 code for a protein of 574 amino acids. Gene Ontology annotation, cellular component: nucleus. Gene Ontology annotation, molecular function: RNA polymerase II cis-regulatory region sequence-specific DNA binding; DNA-binding transcription activator activity, RNA polymerase II-specific. Gene Ontology annotation, biological process: positive regulation of transcription by RNA polymerase II. NCBI's taxonomy places the organism in Eukaryota, Metazoa, Chordata, Crocodylia, Gavialidae.
CCGACCCUUCGACUUCAUGUGAGAGAUGGCAAAUGCCGAAGUGAGCGUCCCUGUUGGGGACGUGGUGGUCGUGCCAAGUGAAGGAAAUGGAGGGCAGAACCCAGAAGAUACCAAAACCCAAGUGAUACUGCAGCUUCAGCCCGUGCAGCAAGGUUUGUUUAUCGAUGGACACUUUUACAACAGGAUUUAUGAAGAGGGCUCUGAGACCAGCGCUGCUGUAGUAGCUGUAGAAACACACACCAUCCACAAACUUGAGGAAGGGAUUGACCCAAGCACCAUUGAAACUAAUGAGGAAAUUGAGAUUGCUUAUCCCAUCACCUGUGGUGAGAGCAAAGCCAUCCUCCUUUGGAAGAAGUUUGUCUGUCCAGGAAUUAACGUCAAGUGUGUUAAGUUCAAUGACCAGCUGAUCAGCCCUAAGCACUUUGUUCACCUGGCUGGCAAGUCCACCCUGAAGGACUGGAAGAGAGCCAUUCGCCUUGGAGGAAUCAUGUUGAGGAAGAUGAUGGACUGUGGGCAGAUCGACUUCUAUCAGCAUGACAAGGUUUGCACCAACACCUGCCGAAGCACCAAGUUUGAUCUCUUGAUCAGCAGUGCCAGAGCACCAGUGCCAGGGCAACAGACAAGCGUGGUGCAAACUCCCACAUCAGCGGAUGGGAGCAUCACCCAGAUUGCACUUUCUGAGGAGAGCAUGGAGGAGGGGAUUGAGUGGAACUCUGCCCUGACAGCUGCUGUCACCAUGGCCACUGAGGAGGGCAUGAAGAAAGACAACGAUGAGAUUUCGGAGGACACGCUGAUGUUCUGGAAAGGCAUAGCUGAUGUGGGACUGAUGGAGGAGGUGGUCUGUAACAUCCAGAAGGAGAUUGAAGAAGUGCUGAAAGGAGUUCAGCAGCGGCUUGGCCAGUCUUCCUUCCCGAUCACAGAUGCUGCAGUCCUAAAUAAUGUGGCUCACACUUUUGGCUUGAUGGACACUGUCAAGAAAGUUUUGGACAACAGGAAAAGCCAGACGGAUCAGGGAGAAGAGCAGUUUCUUUAUACUCUAGCAGACCUGGAACGUCAGCUGGAGGAGCAGAAGAAGCUUGCCAAGGAUCAGAAGGCAAAGUCUCAGACUAUCCAGAAUGUGGUGCUGAUGCCCGUCAGUGCUCCAAAGCCCCCUAAAAGACCCCGCCUGCAGCGCCCUGCUUCAGCCACGGUCUUGAGUCCUUCUACCCCCAUCCAGCAGCCUCAGUUCACGGUCAUAUCGCCUAUUGCCAUUGCACCCAUGGGACAACAGUUCUCAGUAGGCAACAUCCCAGUGGCAACCAUCAGCCAGGGCUCCAGCCCGAUGACUGUUCACACCUUGCCAUCUGGCUCGCAGCUUUUCCGGUAUACCACUGUGGUGUCAUCCUCCAAGACUAACUCAUCUGACACUGUGACCCUUCAUCCAUCCUCCAGCCUGGCACUGCUGAGCUCAGCUGCUAUGCAGGACAGCAGUGCCAUAGCUAACAUGGCUGCAGUGGUGAACCCGGUAGAACUGGUGGCCAUGGAGUCUGGCCUGACCUCUGCCAUCCAAGCUGUUGAGGGUACCACAGAAGAUGGACAGACCAUCAUAGAGAUAGACCCAGCACCAGAUCCUGAAGCAGAGACUGAGGAGUCAGAAGCCAAAGCUGUGAUUCUGGAAACAGAGCUGAGGACUGAGGAGAAGGUGGUGGCAGAGGUUGAGGACCAUCAGCACCAGGUCCACAAUGUAGAGAUUGUGGUCUUGGAGGACUAGCCAGGAAAGCGAAUCUCAUGGUUAAGGGGAGGAUUGCUUUCUUUGUUGUUGUCGAACUAAUUUUUACAGCCACCCUGUUAGUUCCCAUGGGUUUUGUUCUUUCUUUUCUUUUUUUUUAACAAUUAUUUAAAAAAAAA